CAAAACACUGCAGCACCCUGGCCGCUCUUGAGUUGGGGAAGGAAUUAAGGAGGCUGUGCCUCCGGGUUGCGCGAAGAGUCCAAGUCAUUUCUCAGAAACCUCCGAUAGGUGGUCCUUAGAGAAAACGCCGCCGGGCGCCGCCAGGAUAAGGAAUCGCACCCUCGCCUGCCUGCUUGGGAGAGACAGAACCUGGCACUUCUCGGGGUGAAGGUGAGGGAGAGGCUGUAAAUCAGCCAGAAGAGCCUCGAAGUCCUCCAACGGCCCCGCAAAAGGAGGUGACCCCCGCCAGGAGAGAUGGUCUCCGGGUUCGGCCCCGCCUAGCGGCAGCUCCAGCUUCCCAGGGAAUGUUCCACUAGCGCCAUGGACCGAGCCCGCGGUGCGGCCCUGCAGCUGCGCCCGCUCCCGCCCACAAGCAGCGCAGACCCCGGCGGCAGCGAGGCUUCCUUCUCCUACAAGGAAAACCUGAUCGGCGCCCUUUUGGCAAUUUUCGGGCACCUUGUGGUCAGCAUCGCGCUUAACCUGCAGAAGUACUGCCACAUCCGCCUGGCAGGCUCCAAGGAUCCCCGGGCCUACUUCAAGACCAAAACAUGGUGGCUGGGCCUGUUCCUGAUGCUGCUGGGCGAGCUGGGUGUGUUCGCCUCCUAUGCCUUCGCUCCGCUGUCACUGAUCGUGCCCCUCAGCGCCGUCUCCGUGAUUGCUAGCGCCAUCAUAGGAAUCAUAUUCAUCAAAGAAAAAUGGAAACCUAAAGACUUCCUGAGGCGCUACGUCUUGUCCUUUGUUGGCUGCGGUUUGGCCAUCGUGGGCACCUACUUGCUGGUGACAUUCGCACCCAACAGUCACGAGAAGAUGACAGGCGAGAACAUCACCAGGCACCUCGUGAGCUGGCCUUUUCUCUUGUACAUGCUUGUCGAGAUCAUUCUGUUCUGCUUGCUGCUGUACUUCUACAAGGAGAAGAACGCCAACAACAUCGUCGUGAUUCUUCUCCUCGUGGCCUUACUCGGCUCAAUGACGGUGGUGACGGUGAAGGCCGUGGCUGGCAUGCUGGUCCUGUCCAUCCAGGGGAACCUGCAGCUCGACUAUCCCAUCUUCUACGUGAUGUUCGUGUGCAUGGUGGCCACCGCUGUCUACCAAGCCGCGUUUUUAAGUCAAGCCUCACAGAUGUACGACUCCUCUUUGAUUGCCAGCGUGGGCUACAUUCUGUCCACUACCAUUGCUAUCACAGCAGGCGCAGUAUUUUACCUGGACUUCAUCGGGGAGGAUGCGCUACACAUCUGUAUGUUUGCACUGGGGUGCCUCAUUGCAUUCUUGGGUGUCUUCUUAAUCACCCGUAACAGGAAGAAGGCCAUUCCAUUUGAGCCCUAUAUUUCCAUGGAUGCCAUGCCAGGUAUGCAAAACAUGCAUGACAAGGGAAUGACGGUUCAGCCCGACCUCAAAGCUUCUUUUUCCUAUGGUGCCCUGGAAAACAACGACAACAUUUCUGAGAUCUGCGCUCCUGCCACGCUUCCGGUCAUGCAAGAAGAACACAGCUCCGGGGCUGCCCCCGGGGUUCCCUACCGAGUUCUGGAACACACCAAGAAGGAAUGAGCCCACCUUGCUCCCUUUAUAACUGCUCAAGCCCUGCCGAUAGUGAUUUAACCCUGAAUUCUGAAGUUUGCCUUUUGAGUCUUUUUUUUUUUUUUUUUUUUUUUUUAACCGAGAACUCUCCAGAAGGGGAUCUGGAAGAGCCUUUGUCUCUGGCAAAGAAUAUAUUAUUUUGGCUUGGAGAUUCCGGAUGACCAGGGUGGUGGUGGGGUGGGGAGGGUGAAAGCAGUAUUCCGGGGUGGGUGGGGCGAGUGCGGGAUUCAGACCCCGCCCAGUUCCGCUUCCCCCCCCCCCCCCCGCCCCCGUCCCCCAGGUUGGGAGAGCCCCCAUCAUCCCCGAGGAUGGUAACUGAACAUCCCCUGCCGGACCGCAAGUUGCCACAUUCCUCGCAGCUGAAACAAGACAGGUCCUGCCCUCUCCUUUCCACAUCGAGGGAGAGGCUGGAGACCCCUGAAUCCAGUCUUCCCCUUGCCUGAUCCUCCCCAUCUCGCUCGCGAUUCCAUAUUUUCACAUAACGUUUGCGUUGUCUUCACAUGGCAUAGCGGGCCAGCCCCGGGACCCUUCUGUCAUUCACCUGCAGAAAACGCACGUGUGCCCCUUCCGGUUGUCUGUGCCUUUCUAGCGAAAACGUGCUUGAUGUGUUCAUAUUCCACCCGCGCUUGAAAGCUAAUUUGUUUUUGGUUCUGUGAACUGUA
Molecule: messenger RNA, 2276 nt
Organism: Neofelis nebulosa (Clouded leopard)
Lineage: Eukaryota; Metazoa; Chordata; Mammalia; Carnivora; Felidae
Gene: NIPAL3
Product: NIPA like domain containing 3
Exons: 12
Coding region: 361-1584 (407 amino acids)
Biological process (GO): magnesium ion transport
Cellular component (GO): membrane
Molecular function (GO): magnesium ion transmembrane transporter activity
Source: RefSeq, a predicted model, not a curated record